Gigantopelta aegis is the source of this 6213-nucleotide messenger RNA. RefSeq names its product receptor-type tyrosine-protein phosphatase T-like. Lineage: Eukaryota; Metazoa; Mollusca; Gastropoda; Neomphalida; Peltospiridae. The transcript is spliced from 35 exons. The coding region runs from base 178 to 4968 and encodes 1596 amino acids. The record is from RefSeq and is a predicted model, not a curated record. Gene Ontology annotation, biological process: protein dephosphorylation. Gene Ontology annotation, molecular function: protein tyrosine phosphatase activity; protein binding.
GUAAUGAAAUCCGCAUAUGGCCUAUGACCAAUUUAGCUCCCGAGCAUGCGCGAGUAUUUGCCUUCCAGUCGAGCUCCUGAAACUGGAUCCGGUGCGUUCCUCACUCAGCCUGUCGGGAGAACGAUGUAAACUUCUCGGAGAACGGAUACUGGGAACAUGGAAGAAUGACCGUUGGAUAUGGCCACUGUGUUUUGGAUUAUACUGUGGAUACUUUGUUUGGAUACCCUGACAAGUUCCCGUGUCAACGGCACAAAGCGGACUAUUCAUAUUCGGAUGUUACAUGGGUUGAAGACUUUACAUAGCCAGUGCCCGGAUGGGUAUUUCGGGUACACGUGCCGUUUCCGGUGUCGAUGCAAAGGAUCGGAGAUCUGUAACAAGAUCCACGGAAACUGUGCUUCGGGAUGCAAAGAUGGCUUCUGGGGACCCGGAUGUCAGCUGUCCAACAGCUGUUUUUACAAUGACCAGAAAAGAAACUACAUGGGCACGAAGUCGAUGACGAAGAGUCUGUACAUCUGUCAGCCCUGGCAGUCACAGCUUCCUCACCAGCACACCUACAAGCCGCGGGACUUCCCCGACCGAUUCUACCCAAACAACUACUGUAGGACGACGGCCGAUUCUGCUCAGCCGUGGUGCUAUACGUCCGACAACCGUGUGAGAUGGGAGCACUGCAACAUCAAAAACUGCCGCUGUCCGGCGUUUCGGUUCGGUCACAACUGCGCUAAAGAGUGCCACUGCCGGGACCGGUCGGAAAGCUGUGACAGUAUCCUGGGAAUGUGUAAGAAUGGCUGCGCUCAGGGCUGGAGGGGAUUCGACUGUCAGACACCUGCCGCCUGCCCGUCCAACCGUUACGGCUGGGCCUGCAACAAGAGGUGUCAGUGCAAGACGGCCGAUCACUGCAACCGAUUUUCUGGACCCGAGGAACCAUGCGAGUGCAGGCAGGGCUUUUUUAACCCGCCCAAUUGCGAACCAGUGACCGAACCCAAGAUCCUUUACUUCGGCAAUGUUCGGGUGAACCCGGGCCAGCCGGGAAUCUUCAACUGCACUGUGGCGGCGUUUCCGACGCCCUACGAGAGCGAGAUUAUGCUGAUUGGUCCCCAGGGAAAGCGAAUCACUCUCCUGGAGUCGAAGAUCCUCAACCAGUACCUCUACACCAGGUUCAACCUCUUCAAGGUGAACUACGUGCUCAACGGGGAGCACUACACGUGUGCCGUGACGGCGACGGCAGGGUCAACGUCUACCACGAUUCGAGUAGAUGUGUAUGAAUUAGCUCGCCUGAACACGCCGCCGUCGGUGGUGAAGGGGAGCAUCACGUCGAGGAACAUCACCAUCGAGUGGCACAAGUGGAGUCGCCCCCGCGGCGACACGGGCGACAAGCCCAUCCUGUGGUACAGCGUCUACGUGAAGGCGGAGACAGACACCAGCUACCGCAACGCCGGCAUCGUGUACAAUCUGUUCUGUGAGAGGAAGUGUUCCUACACCGUGGGCGAGCUCCAGCCCAACACCAAGUACGCCGUCUACAUCGUGACGAGGAGGGACGGGGAGGGAGGGGACGGACCCCCGGGCCCUCUCAUACAUGUUACCACCGACUGUUCAGGUCCUGCAGUUGGACCAACGAUCAAUGAUGUCAGCGGACAGUUACAGUACAACAAGACGUAUCCUAAAACACGACUUCUAGUCCAGUGGAUUGGACCAUCCGCCAAUGACAUGAAGUGUAACCAAAUCAAAGAUUACACAUUACGACUGAGUAGUCCGGAAGUGGGAGGCAAAGCGAGUACGUGGAAGGUUCCAGGGGGUGCGGUUACCAGCAUGUCCAUCCCCAACCAGGAGCCCUCUACCUGGUACUGCGUCCAGCUGAAGUUUAACACGGUGACGGGUUUCAGCAGCCCGUUCUCGGAACAAAAGUGUAUCUUGACGCCAGAAACCACACCAGGAUCUCCAACCAAUUUCUCACUUCGGCGCCAGACUCCUACAUCACUGACUAUGUCAUGGAAUCGUCCAGACCCAACCAAUGGGAACAUCACUCUCUACCGCAUCAUGUUCUGGGAAGGCGUGUCCACUAUUGCCAAAGGGGUGGAAUGGCGAACGACUUUACCCUUUGUGGAAUUUACCCUGACAGGAUUACGUCCCCACACGGAUUACCAAGUUCAGGUCCAAGCGGUAAACAGCGCUGGUCCGGGAGAACCCACCCCCAUUCUGACCACAAAGACUGAAGAAAGUGUACCCGGUCCGGUGCCGGAUUUGAGAAAUACUACACGCAGUAUCAACUCCAUCCGUCUACGCUGGGACAAACCGAAGUAUAUGAACGGAGAUUUGUUGCACUUCACGGUUUCUUGUGAGCCAAUGAAAAGUCUCAAUAAAAAUGCAUUUCCACAACGUGCAAAGGAAGUCAAAUUACCUGCUGACGUGUACGAAGUCACUAUGAAUGGACUACUUCCGGCGACCCAAUACGCAUGCUCGAUCAAUGCUAGUACCAGCAAGGGGUCCGGAUCACAAACAAAAGUUGUGGUUUGGACAGAAGCAACAGAUCCCGAAACGCCCAUUGAGCCGGUCAUAGUCGGUGUUUCUGAUCAUACAGUAACCCUGGACCUGAAGGACACUGAAGACAAAACUGUCAGCUUCUAUCGAGUUAUUGUUGAGAAAAUAGCAGACGGUAAACACAAGCGUGAGGCGCCCCAGAGUAUCACCAAGAUAGGUGACGACUUCCACAGGGCGGCCCGACAGGGGUCCAGGGCGUACAUCACCGCCCAGCUCGAUCGGGACCGCGUGAACGGAAAGUUCGUGGUGGGGGAUAACAAGACGUACGGGGGAUUCUACAACGCUCCGCUAGAGAGGGACCAAACAUACAAUAUCUGGUUUGGAGCUUUUUCCAAAGUUGAUGGGACCGAAAGACGAUCGUUUUCUAGAGCAGAAAGACCAGUUGUUGUCCGGGCCAUUACCACAGCACCUCAGACCAACCACGUCCCCGUCAUCAUCGGCGUGCUCGUCAUCUUCAUCCUGCUCAUCAUCACCUUCGCCAUCCUGCUCCUCGUCUGGAGAAAGCGACACAUGACGGCAGAGAGAGAAAAAUCUGACCUGCCAUCUUUUGGACCAACCAUUUUACCGGAACCAGACACGUCACCACCUCCAACUCCCAUUGAUAACAUUGAAAUUGAACCUCUCAUUCUACCCACUACAGAAUACGAUAUAGACACCGAACCAAUUUACGGCAAUGUUGGUAUUGAUAUUCCUCCCAUAAAAGUGGAGGACCUCUGGGAUUAUAUCCGAAGCAGCAAGGAAAACGACUACGAAGGCUUGAAACGAGAAUACCGCUUAAUACCCGCGGGUUUGACUGCCAGCUGUGAUGCGGCCAAGAAGAAUGAAAACAAACCUAAAAAUCGAUACGGGAACAUUAUAGCAUAUGACCAUUCACGUGUUGUACUCGAUACCGAGAAUGGUGACGUCACUGAUGAUUAUAUCAAUGCAAAUUAUAUUGAUGGUUACAACAAACCGAAAGCUUACAUAGCAGCACAAGGUCCAAACAGACCGACAAUCCCAGAUAUUUGGAGAAUGGUGUGGCAGGAGAACUCCAAGACCAUCAUCAUGUUGACAAAUGCCUUAGAAACCGGCAAGAAAAAGUGUGAACAGUACUGGCCUGAUGAGGGAUGUGAGGAGUAUGGGACGAUCUCCGUUCAGCUGCUCGGGACAGACUACCUGCCCGACUAUAUCAUCAGGACAUUCCUCCUGUCUCAGAAAGGUCAGUCGAAAUACGUAAAACAGUUCCACUACACGACGUGGCCAGAUCACGGCGUUCCGAAGUUUGGUCACUCACUGCUGCUGUUCAGACAGAAGAUUCGGGCCUACGACAACCUGGACAACGGAACGGUCAUAGUUCACUGCAGUGCUGGUGUGGGACGGACAGGAACCUACAUCUCUAUAGAUACCCAGCUGGAGAAGGCGAAAUCUGAGGGGUUAAUCGACGUGCACAACUUCGUCCAGCUCAUGAGAACACAGAGGGUUAAUAUGGUCCAGACGCUGGAACAAUACAUAUUUGUCUACGACUGUUUACUGGAAGCUCUCAUCUGCGGCGACACGCCCGUGUCCAGCCACAACUACCCAGAGGCCUACAAGGAAAUGUGUCAGUUCGACAGCGAGAUAGGCAAGUCCAAGAUAGAGGAGCAGUUUGAGAUACUGAAAUUGCUUUCGUCAACAAUCGAAAGAGAUGACACUACUUCAGCCUUGAGACCUGAGAAUAUAUUUAAGAACAGAUGUAAAAACAUUAUCCCUGCCAAUCGAUGCCGUCCAUACCUGAACACUCACGCCGAGGGAUGCAAUGACUACAUUAAUGCUGUGUACAUAAACAGCUACCAGAAGAAGGAUGCAUACAUUGUGACUCAGAUGCCUUUACCUAACACAGUGAUCGACUUCUGGCGACUGAUCUACGACCACCACUCGUCCUCCAUUGUGAUGCUCAAUGAGAUCGACAAGGAUGAGACCUGUGAACAGUACUGGACACUGGACACGUGUGGAAACAACUACGGUCCGUUCCUGGUGGAAACUACUGCUGAGAUAAAGUCGGACCCCAGUGUCACCAUCCGGGACUUCACCAUCACAAACACGCAGAAUCCCCAGGAAACUCCGCGUGUGGUUCGCCAGUUUCAGUUCCACCACUGGGCUGAGGGCAGCAACGUGCCCAGUUCCAAGAUGGCGUUGUUGGAGCUGCUGGAGUUAGUAGACACGUGGCAGAUGCAGUUUGACCGACCUGUCACUGUGCACUGCAUGAAUGGUGCUAGUCGGUGCGGCCUGUUCUGCGCUGUGAGUUGUAUCCUGGAGCGAGUGAAGACAGACAAGGAGGUGGACGUGUUCCAGGCAGUCAAACAACUCAGACUGAGUCGCACUCAGCUCAUAGACAACAUGGAACAGUACAAAUUCUGCCAUGAAAUAGUGUUGGAUUUUCUGUCAUCACCAGGAAAGAAUUCUAUUCUGUCAUGACGUCAAUACAAUGUUGAAUGACAAACUCAAAGUGCUUCCGAUAAAAUACAGUGCACACAUCAAAUAAUGGAUGCUAUUCAUACACAUGGAAGUCGUGUUAUGUUUGUGGAUUCUACGUUUAAUACAUCUGUCGUGAAAAACUUAUUGAAUGGAACAUAUUUGCAACUUAAGUAUGUGGCUCUUGCUUUUAAUACAACUGUAGCAGGAAUUUGAUGAAUGGGACAGCUUUUAAACUAAUUUUGUAACAUAGGAUACUCAUCAACUGUUCAUUGUUGUUACGUUGUUUUUAAUUCAGACGUUUGUCCACCAGUGUACUUGCGAGGCACAGAAUGUCUACAACGUGUGGUGCUUUAUAGCCAACGUUUAAUAAUUAAAGACAUGCCAUUGUGUCCAGUGUGUUCAUUUUGCUAAGUAUUACUUAAUCGGAAUCACUGCCAGGGGACAUGAUGUUGUAUUCUCUUUAUUACAUCAUAAUAUUGCCGUAUUGUUUUCAGGGAUGAUAUAAGUCUUUGAACAGAAACAUUAUACAAAGCACUGCCAAUCGUCAAUAUGUAUACAAUACUCGCUAUUUUGAAAUACAACAUUUUGUAGAAGUAAGACUAAACAACACAGAUAUUAUGGUUUUUAAUUAACAAAGUACAGUAUGUCUUUCCAGUGUGAAAGUUUGUUUCCUUCUAUCGAUGUGCACUUUAGAAAUACAAAUGAUGAGUUUUGAACUAUUGUGUCAUGUGUAACUAUAAUCAAUAUUCAGCAAUAUACUACAGUAGAUGGCCAUGUGUUAUCGAAUGGCAUUAGUACCAGUUCCUAAACAUUAAGCAUUGACUAAAAUUAAGCAUCGUGCAAAAUGUCUUUGGUACUGCUAAACCUAGUCAUGUUGUUUUUCGUUUGAAUGUAUUGAUUUGAUAUGUAUUUUAGUAGUAUAUAUUUACCGCGGAAUAAUGAGUACAUCAUGAAGUACAAACAAUUAGGUGAUGAAAGUAUAUCAAAGUAUCGUUCCUCGUGGCGUACCAACACGACCAGUUCUUCAGUUAUUUAGGUGAUGAAAGUAUAUCCAAGUAUCGUUCCUCGUGGUGUACCAACAGGACCAGUUCUUCAGUUAUUUAGGUGAUGAAAGUAUAUCAAAGUAUCGUUCCUCGUGGUGUACCAACACGACCAGUUCUUCAGUUAUUCCAGUGAUGACAAGUGUGCGUGAAAAGAAGAACUGUCAAAGAGAAUGAGUUACUAAAAAUAAAUUUACUAACAAUC